Messenger RNA from Meriones unguiculatus (Mongolian gerbil), 2678 nucleotides. It is a transcript of the gene Rerg, whose product is annotated as RAS like estrogen regulated growth inhibitor. The coding region runs from base 790 to 1401 and encodes 203 amino acids. The record is from RefSeq and is a predicted model, not a curated record. The transcript has 4 exons. Gene Ontology annotation, molecular function: GTPase activity; GTP binding. NCBI's taxonomy places the organism in Eukaryota, Metazoa, Chordata, Mammalia, Rodentia, Muridae.
AUAUCAUUGUCUAUUUGUGCUUAUGUACAUAUGUAGACACUUGUGAUCUGUGUGGCCAAUGUACAGCCAUUUAGAUACACGCAGAAAGAGAAUAGAUGCUAAAAAAGAAAAAGGGGGGGGGCAAAAUGUUAACAUCUAGGCAAACAGAAUAUGAGAAUCAUUGGUUCUCUUCUCAUAGCUUUGUUUGAAAGUACCUCAGAAAAAGACACAGAAAAUGCGGGAAAUCAAAGUUUCCCCACAGUAGAGAGCAUGGUGUUCAUCUCUUCCUGAAGUGAAUGGCUAGGAUUUCCAUCUUCUAGUCCUUGAUUGUUUGUGUGCAGUUUUGAAGCUAAAAUUCUGCUUCACUUUUUUCUUUCUUUCCCUGUUUAAGAUGGAUUCUCAGCACCCCUCAGCCUCCAGUAAGGUUAGUGUUGGUUUAGGCAGACAUUCACAAGUUUUAGCAGCACAUCCUCAGGAAACAGGGAGACGGUUAUUUCCAAAAAUGGCCAUAAAUUCCACCCUUCAAGUAAGUCUCACAUAGUGGGAAUUUGUCUGAAAAAAAAAUGGCUUGUUUCUCAAGCUUCUUAAAUGCCCCAUGUGACAUUUUGGCAUAGACAUACUCAGGGUGGGUGGAUUGUAAAAUAUUUCCCCAAAUUACAAAAUAUUUGAAAGCUGACACCAGACUUCCACUCUUAUCUGCUGAUUGCAGAUAGUUCUAAGCUAUUCUGGUACAUUUGACUGGUGCCGAUUUUCUCCUGCAUUCUUAAGCAGAAGAGCUCUAGAGUACAGAGUGAGGAGGGCAGCCUACCCAUGAGCCGAUCAUGCAGAGGGCGUUCAAGAAAAGAAGCUGAAAGGGAAGACAAGGCCCAGAGAAAGCUGGAAGCGAUUGUAGUGAGAUUUCUGACCAAACGAUUCAUCUGGGAAUACGAUCCAACGCUCGAAUCAACCUACCGACACCAGGCGACCAUCGACGAUGAAGUUGUUUCUAUGGAGAUCCUAGACACCGCUGGCCAGGAAGACACCAUCCAGAGGGAGGGGCACAUGCGCUGGGGGGAAGGCUUCGUGCUGGUCUACGAUAUCACGGACAGAGGAAGCUUUGAAGAAGUGCUGCCGCUGAAGAACGUCUUAGAUGAAAUCAAAAAGCCCAAGAACGUAACUCUCAUCUUGGUCGGAAACAAAGCCGACCUGGACCACUCCAGGCAAGUGAGCACAGAGGAAGGGGAGAAGCUGGCUACAGAAUUGGCCUGCGCCUUUUACGAAUGUUCCGCCUGCACGGGAGAAGGGAACAUCACCGAGGUAUUCCACGAGCUCUGCCGAGAGGUGCGCCGCAGGAGGAUGGUGCAAGGAAAGACAAGGCGGCGCAGCUCCACCACUCACGUCAAGCAGGCGAUCAACAAAAUGCUCACCAAAAUCAGCAGUUAGAGGCCCUGCCAAGGUGGACCGAAAAGUGGGAAGUCCCUCCUGGCUCUUAUUUUGCCCUUCCAAACACGAGCGAAAUAUCCUCCUCUUUAUUCUGACUUUGUCAGGGUUUCUCGUGGUUCCCUGUCAGCCUGGGUCCCAUGCUGUGGCGCUCUCUCCCUUUCCUGCUUGCGUAGGAUCCGUGCUAAUGUAGUUUGAAGAUGUAACCACCAAAGACGCUGAAGUGGCUGGGUUCGUGGAAGCUAAUUUUAGGCAUCUCUCCCAUGCUUAAAUAAGCUCAAGUCUUUCCAAAGGGAUUUUAAGAUCCGGUUUCUUGGGGAGGAAUAUAAAGAUCACCAUAAGGUUUUGUGAUGGCUGGUGAGAACUGGAGAAGGGUAGCUGGGCUAUUGGAAUGGGGAACAUAACUCUAGUUCCCAUUUGAAGAGAGGGGUUUUUGUUUGUUUGUUUUGUUUCUCUUUUUAUUGUUAUCGUGCUUAAAUUAGGCAGUUUUUCUUUAUUUCCUUUUUAGGUUGAAAUGUCAUCACGGAAUUUUGUUUUGUGGCAUAAUUGUCCAUUUCAAUUCAAGUUGGUUUGCUCAAAGAUCUAUAGCAGUCUGUAUACCCCGAUUCUAUUAUCUCUCCUAAAUAACAACAACAACAAACCACCCAAGACCCACUAUUCAAACUGUGCCCUAGGUUUGCUCCUCCAAUCUUGGGUGAUCAACAACAAUAACAACAAAAACACCAAGAUCUUUGUACCAAAGCUUGAAUCCACUGCAUGUUAGUAGAGGAAUUAUAAUUAGAGACGCCUGGUUUGUAUAUUACUCUAUUAGCACCGUAGCACAAAGGUAACCCUCUAAGUGAGAAAAUUAUGAUGCUUACUUAUUCCUCUUGGAAACCAAGGCUGAACCCCACGCAGUCAGGAAGAGCCAGCCUCUGAUUCAGUAUGUUGGCCACAUGUCUUCUUAACCUUUCAACCUUUGGGUAAGAGCAAUUCACUUGGGGGAAUUUGGAGAAAGGAUGGAUGAUUAAAAUGCAUCAUACCUGAGUGAGUGUGUAUGGCUUGGCUGGUGAAAGGGUUAUGUAACUGCCAACAGUUGAUGGCCCUUUUCUCCAUUUCCUGCCCCAUAUAGUAAGAUUUGGGCACUUUAUUUUAGAAGAAAAUAUAUAUCUUUUACAUAUGUAUGUAUUUAUAUGUAUAAAAUUUGUAAGCAUUGGAGGCUUUAAUUCACCAACAUAUUUGAACAAUCUGGUGUAACUGACUUCGUUUUAUGUGACUAUAAUAAAAAGUAUAAUUUUCAA